Molecule: messenger RNA, 1251 nt
Organism: Gastrolobium bilobum
Lineage: Eukaryota; Viridiplantae; Streptophyta; Magnoliopsida; Fabales; Fabaceae
Product: abscisic acid receptor PYL4-like
Exons: 1
Coding region: 376-1005 (209 amino acids)
Biological process (GO): abscisic acid-activated signaling pathway
Cellular component (GO): nucleus; cytoplasm
Molecular function (GO): protein phosphatase inhibitor activity; signaling receptor activity; abscisic acid binding
Source: RefSeq, a predicted model, not a curated record
ACAAUUCAAUAGCAAUUAAUCAAUUAUCUUAACCUUCUCUCUCUCUCACCCUCACACACUAAAACAAAAAAGGAACAACGACCACAACAUAGAGAGAGAGAGAGAGAAAGAAAACCGUAUUUCUCUCUACGAAACACAAAAAAUAUUCCAACUUGGACUACAAAAGUAUCAACCCAAAAUGUCGAAAAGCAAAACUAGAAUCUGUUGCUCUCUCACACUCUCGAAUCCUCCACAUAUAUAUGGUUGCUUAUUCAACAACAACAGUAUAUACACAAACCACUUUAACUUUCACAAAAACUAACAUCUUUGGUUUGUGGAUAUAUAGCCCAUACAGGAGAGAAACAGAAAACACAUUCAUAUUAAUACGCACUAAAAAUGCCUUCCCCUGUUCAGCUCCACCGUACUAACACCGCCGCCGCCGCAAACGGCGUGAACUGCCCCAAGCACGCCCAAACGCCGCCGCCAGCGAGCCGUCUCGCGAUCCCCCUCGCCAAAGUAAGCGUCCCGGACACGGUGGCUCGCCACCACGCGCACAUGGUGGGGCCCAACCAGUGCUGCUCCGUCGUGAUCCAGCCCAUAGACGCCCCCGUGUCCACCGUGUGGCCAGUUCUCCGGCGCUUCGACAACCCGCAGGGAUACAAGCACUUCGUGAAGAGCUGCCACGUGGUGGCCGGCGACGGCAUUCGCGUCGGCGCCCUCCGCGAGGUCCGCUUGGUCUCCGGUCUCCCCGCCGCGUCGAGCACCGAGAGGCUGGAGAUCCUGGACGACGAGCGCCACGUCAUCAGCUUCAGAAUUGUCGGCGGGGACCACCGUCUGAGAAACUACCGGUCUGUGACGACCCUGCACGGCGACGGGAAUGGCGGGACAGUUGUCAUCGAGUCAUACGUCGUUGACGUACCGACGGGUAACACAAAGGAGGAAACGUGCAUGUUCGUGGACACCAUCGUACGGUGCAAUUUGCAGUCGCUGGCUCAGAUCGCCGAGAACAUGGCCACUCAACACUGAACAGUGAACAAAACCAUCUUAAUUUCUCUUCUUACCUUCAUUUAUUAUUCCCUCUCGGUUUAUUUUAUUUUUCUAUUUCUUUCUUUUAAUCUAAUGGGUUAUGUCUUCCGGGUUUUUCGUUUCGAAUACGGGUUCGGAUCUAGUAUCCUAUAUGGACAUAGAUACGUGCGCCCGUCUUGGAAAUUGGUGGGUGGGUAAGCCAGUAGGUUUUUUCGGAGGACUAAAGGUCAGACGGCAAUGGUUGAA